AGAAACCUGUUUCUCGACCAAUUAAAUUCGAGAGCCGAGAGUUGAGAGCUGAGAGGGUUUAAGCCAGUGUUUAGGCCCGGCCAAAAAGAUGAUGACGGCUGCUGUGGGCCGUGAGCCCAAGACAUUUCGUGUUUCGACGCGUAACGCGACAGUUCCCUCGUUUCCACAUCUCCAAAUCGCUAUUUCAGUGCGUUCAUUGACCAACGGUCUAUGAGUGAUAGUGAUUCUCCGUCGUGGAGAAGAAUGGGUUUCAAGCACGCCAUGCUGCAGCGCAGUUACGAGCUGUCGCCCUCGCCGGCGCGCAUUUCGCCCACCAACGGAGUCCCGGCCUUGGGCGCCCAGCCACCCCCUCAAGUCACGGACUUUAGCAUAAGCAAGAUCCUGGGAUCCAAGGAGCGCAAACCUGCUCAGGAUGUGGGUACAAACAUACUGGAUCUGUCCAAGAGUAGCAGCAGCAGCAGCAGCAGCAGCUUGAGGAGCACUCAGUCUGGAGGUGGAGCAGGACUCACCAUGCCAUCAUCUCCUUAUGGCGGAGCAGCAGCAGCAGCAGCAGGCUACUCCUCCAUGCUGCCGCCGGAUCUGGUGGCCAUGGCCAAUGCCACCAAGUUCUAUGCCCAGUUCUUUCCGCAUCUCCUGCCCGCCUAUGCGGCUGCUGCAGCAGCAGCGGGAUUGAGCACACCACCCACGUCGCCCUACCAACAACAGCAUGCCCAGAAUUUGCCCAACCAACAGAAACGCUUCUUUGCACCCUAUGUGAUCAAUGGAUCGCAGGCGCCAAUGCAACGGCCAAAGAGCAUCGCCUGCACGCGACCGGAUUGCCUGGAGUGCCUGGAUUACUACCAAAGAUUGCAGGUCACAGGUGGCUACAAGCAGGCCACGCCCCUCAACUCACCCGUCGCCUCCUCCGUGAGCAGUUCCAGUGGCUCAGUGGCCCGACCCGUCAGGGAUCUGAUCAUGAGUGCCGCUGGAGGAGCCACUGGAGGAGGAGGUGCCGCCGCCGGCACCAACAUCUCGCUGACCACCGUCACCAAUCUCAGCCUGAGUUCGCACCAGUCGAGUGCCGUCGGAAUCGGAAUGCUGCCCACGAUGCCGGCAGGUCUGGUCGCCACAACCGUCGGCAGCAACAGUGGAUUAAUCGCAAAUAUUGCUGGCUUCAAUCCAACGGCCAACGAGGAGAUCAGCUACAAGUGCAGGAUAUGCGAGAAGGUCUUCGGAUGCUCCGAAACUCUGCAGAACCAUGAAAAGACGCACAAAUCGCCGCGCUACGAGUGUGCGGAUUGUGGAAAGGGCUUCUCCCAGCUGCGGAACUACAAGUACCACUUGUCCGUUCACCGGGGAACCAAGGAAUUUGCGGCCGAGUGUCCUGAAUGCGGAAAAACGUUCAACGACAAGGGCUACCUAAGUAGCCACCUGAAGAUCCACCGGAACCGAAAGGAGUACGAGUGUCCGUACUGUCCGAAGUCUUUCAACCAGCGAGUGGCCUUCAAUAUGCAUGUUCGCAUUCACACCGGCGUAAAGCCGCACAAAUGCAAUGAGUGCGGAAAGAGGUUUUCGAGGAAGAUGCUCCUCAAGCAGCACAUGAGGACGCACAGCGGGGAGAAACCGUAUCAGUGCUCCGUGUGUGGCAAGUCCUUUGCCGAUCGCAGCAACAUGACCCUGCACCAUCGUCUGCACUCGGGCAUCAAGCCCUUCAGUUGCCCCCUAUGCCCCAAGGCAUUCACCAAGAAGCACCACCUGAAGACGCACCUCAAUUACCACACCGGCUGCAAGCCGUAUGUCUGUCCGCAUCCCAAUUGCAACCAGGCGUUCACCCAGUCGAGCAAUAUGCGGACCCACGCCAAAAAGUGCCAGUAUCGUCCAUUGGACGGGGUCGCCUCCUCCGCCGCCCUUCCAUCGGCGGCCAAGGUACCCAUGCCCAUGCCUAUGGCUCCCACAUUCGCGAUGCCACCACCACCUGGACCGCUGCCAACUGGACCACCACCACCGCCCACUCAGCAAACACUGUUCAGCAAUCUCAGGACAUACUGAACCCAUGGAUCGCCAAACCCGAGCAGUGUCAACCAAAAUUGUAGCACUUACCAAGCAUAGUUCUUCCAUUGUUAUCACUCAUUUUUUAAAUUUUAUAAGAAAUAGAA
Messenger RNA from Drosophila elegans, 2135 nucleotides. RefSeq names its product zinc finger protein 362. The transcript is spliced from 2 exons. The record is from RefSeq and is a predicted model, not a curated record. The coding region runs from base 211 to 2028 and encodes 605 amino acids. Lineage: Eukaryota; Metazoa; Arthropoda; Insecta; Diptera; Drosophilidae.